AUGGAUCUAAUUCUUCCAUUUAAAAUUGGAGAUUUUGCCAAGGCAAAGUGCUUUGAUGAAGGUUUCAAAGGCGCAUGGUUCCGCUCGAAGAUAAAAGAUAUGCGUGUCACAGAAUCUGGGCAUCUGGAGUAUUACUUGGAGUAUAUUGACUAUACUGAAGAAGGUAAGCCCAACGAAUGGAUUGGAGUCUUCCAAAAGAACCCAUUCAACCAGGCAUGCCUGGAAGGGAAAUCAAAUGGCAGUACUGAAAUAAUGUUGCGUCCUUCCUUUCCUCAGUGGUAUAGGGGGCAACAGGUUCCUAAGCACUUUUCAAAGAGCGAGGUGAUAGCACGUGUUUGUGAUACCUGGAAAGUAGGUGAUUGGGUUGACUGGCAUAAUAAAGAUUGUUACUGGACUGGGCAGAUUAUUGAGUUGACCAGUAAAACUGUGGUUGAGCCAACAUUAUCAGAGACAAUAACUCGCAUUUUCCUGCUUGACAUUUUUCUACAGGUAAAGUUCUUGGAUCAUCCCAUGGGUGAAGGCGAGCAAUGUUCUGCAAAGAAAAAGGACCUGAGGCCUGCGCUUGAUUGGUCCAUCAUUAAAGGCUGGACCGUACCUCUUUCGGCGACAUCUUAUAGUGUAUCUAUUUAUGGUCAGGCAAAAGGGAAAAGCUGGCAUGCUGCUCAUCUGGUUCAUCCUAAAUCUGAUGUAGAAGAGAGGAGCAGCACAGAUGAAGAUGAAGCUCUGGGAUCUUCAUCAACCAUCAAAACACAUUCGUCGGAGAGAAACAUCGUAUCUAAUAAGCUAAGCAAUAAGAGGAGCACCAUCCUGACAUCCACGGAAAAAGCGAUGGCGACACACAUAUCACCAGACCCCAAUCGACGGCGUACCCGCAGUUCCUGUGGGCUACUGGUAUCUCCAUUGGAGCCUGCCACCGUCGAACUGAAUGGAAGCGGUUCCCGCCGGUACCCCUUUCGGGUCCGGAGGAACGCAGCAGAACAACAGAGAUGA
Triticum turgidum subsp. durum (durum wheat) is the source of this 990-nucleotide messenger RNA. Lineage: Eukaryota; Viridiplantae; Streptophyta; Magnoliopsida; Poales; Poaceae. The record is from the annotation of a GenBank genome assembly.